Molecule: messenger RNA, 1953 nt
Organism: Manihot esculenta (cassava)
Lineage: Eukaryota; Viridiplantae; Streptophyta; Magnoliopsida; Malpighiales; Euphorbiaceae
Exons: 7
Coding region: 433-1527 (364 amino acids)
Biological process (GO): regulation of peptide transport
Source: RefSeq, a predicted model, not a curated record
AUGACAUGUCAACCUCGUAUUGAUUUCAGAUCCCGACCUCCACGGCUGCCACGUCAUCCCAGAGCUGGAUGAAAGUCUUGUCAAAACACCACCAUUUGUCACGGCCGUUUAACCUGGAGCUGACACCAAGAAAAUAUCAGCUGAGAAACCCACAACUGUUAAAUGCAAUAUUGUUGUUACUUUACUUUUCAACAAACAAGAACAAUUUACAUGUCAAUGUCUCCCCACUAUCUCUCAUGGAUCUCAUAUUCUUUCUAGUGCUCAAAGCUUCUCCAAAGAAGAAGAUUUUAUAGCAAAUUCAAGAUUACCCAGUUCACUUUUGGGGUUAAUUUUCCAUCCUGUUGAGUAUUUGGUUGUUGGCUUGGCGUUUCUAGGCAAAAUGGCCUGGAAAUAUAAAACUGGCUUGGGAUUGAUUGGCGCAGUUGUGUUCAUAUGGGUCGCUUCCGCAGAGAUCACUCAGCUUCCAUUUCUUAUUUCCUGCAGAACAUCUUUGAAAAGUAUAAACAGCCGUUCGCACUUACAUAUCUUGGGGUGUCUCUCAUGGUAGUCUAUCUACCUAUAGCUUUUAUAAAAGACUGGUUCUGUAGUUUAUUUCACACUUACUUGUUCAAGGGCGUCUACAGUGGCAGCUCUGUUAGUAGCUCUUCUACGGGACUUGAUAUCCCGCUUACAAUCAAUGAUGUGUACCAAGGCCCAGAAACUGAAGCCUGUUGCUGCCUAGUAACUGACAGGGAGGAGGGGUGGCCUGUGAUUGUGAAGAAUGGUGAUGAAGAACCCCCCUUGCUUGAACGGAGUUGCAAAAUUAGUUCAUGGGAAGUUGCCAAGUGCAGUUUAUGUCUUGCUCCAAUCUGGUUUCUGACAGAGUAUCUAUCAAACUCAGCUUUAGCAAAUACAAGUGUUGCAAGUACAACUGUCUUAACUUCUACGUCGGCAUUCUUUACUCUUUUCUUUGGAGGUAUUCUUGGUCAGGACUCCAUCAAUUUUGCCAAGUUGGUUGCUGUUUUUAUCAGCAUGGCUGGUGUAGCCAUGACCACAGUUGGAAAAACUUCAGCAGCAGAUGAAAUGCUAAGCGUCUCCGAGGCAAGAAGGCAUUCAAUCAUGGGGGACAUAUUUGGGCUUUUCUCAGCAAUGUCAUCUGGCUUAUUUACAGUGCUGCUCAAGAGAUGUGCUGGAUCAGAAGGCGAGAGGGUUGAUAUGCAAAAAUUCUUUGGCUACAUUGGUCUUUUCACUCUUUUUGGGCUUUGGUGGCUUUUGUUUCCACUGAAUGCUGUGGGGAUUGAACCAGCAUUCAAAUUACCACAUUCGACAUUUGUGGAUGAAGUUUUGCUGUUAAAUGGCUUUGUAGGGAGUGUUCUGUCAGAUUACUUGUGGGCACUUUCUGUGAUUUGGACAACUCCACUAGUCGCAACAUUGGGCAUUUCCUUGACAAUACCACUUGCAAUGUUAGGUGACAUGGUUAUACAUGGCCGUCAUUACUCUGCAAUCUACGUCGUUGGAUGUAUUCAGGUAUUCUAUAUAUACCCAUAAGAGCAUCAUUACGCUUGAGACAUCGCAAAUCCUAGGCUGCAUCUCAUGAAAGCCUGGGAAGUAUGUUUUAGUGGAGAUUGAACCAGCAUUCAAGGGAGAGUUAUAGCAGCAGCAGCAGCAGCAGCCGUGAAUGCACAAAAAUCUUGAAGAAUGGACACUUGUUCCUCCUGUUUUAUAUUGUUAAGAUAAGUAGUUGUUUAGUCUGUCAAGAGCUGCCCUGCUGCGUUUGGCUGAUGCAGUGUUCUGUAAUGGAAUUCCAUCUGAAAAAUACAAUAAAAUAUCAGUUAAUCUAAUUUCUAAGGUUACAUGAGAAUUACUUGUAACCACCCACGUCGUUGAUUUGUAUUCUGUUUCUGUAGGAAAUUUCUAAUUUGUAAUACAUUAAUUUAAAAUUAAUUGUGGCAUUUUAGCUUUGAUUAGAUUACU